Messenger RNA from Solanum dulcamara, 1541 nucleotides. RefSeq lists its product as uncharacterized. Gene Ontology annotation, cellular component: mitochondrial outer membrane. The transcript is spliced from 5 exons. Lineage: Eukaryota; Viridiplantae; Streptophyta; Magnoliopsida; Solanales; Solanaceae. Gene Ontology annotation, molecular function: ATP hydrolysis activity; ATP binding. Bases 108 to 1289 code for a protein of 393 amino acids. The record is from RefSeq and is a predicted model, not a curated record.
AAGACGAGUCUAUUAUAUAGUUGGAAAAAAAUUGACACCCAAAACGCCUGUCUUUCUUCAUUCAUCCAAACUGAAAAAGAUAAUUAUCUUCUAAAUAAAUCUUUAGGAUGAAAAGUGGUUCAUCAGAGACCAAGAUCUUACAAGAAUUGAUUCUUUAUGCCGCAAGCGCAGCUCUUAGUUGCCUCGUCUUGUUUGUCGGGCUCCGGCAACUUGACCCGAAUCGUGAGGCAUCCAAGAAGGCUCUUGAACACAAGAAGGAAAUUGCUAAGCGAUUGGGUCGACCCCUCAUUCAAACCAAUCCCUAUGAGGAUGUGAUAGCCUGUGAUGUAGUGAACCCUGAUCAUAUAGAUGUGGAAUUUGAUUCCAUUGGUGGGUUGGAAUCCAUUAAGCAAGCAUUAUGUGAAUUAGUAAUUCUUCCCAUGCGAAGACCUGAACUAUUUUCUCACGGGAAGUUACUGGGUCCCCAGAAAGGAGUCUUGCUUUAUGGACCACCUGGGACUGGAAAGACCAUGCUUGCCAAAGCAAUUGCUAAAGAGUCGGGCGCUGUUUUUAUUAAUGUCAAAAUAUCAAAUUUGAUGAGCAAAUGGUUUGGUGAUGCACAAAAAUUAGUUGCUGCCGUAUUUAGUUUGGCACAUAAACUCCAGCCAGCAAUUAUCUUUAUUGAUGAAGUAGAUAGCUUUUUGGGUCAGCGCAAGACCUCCGAUCACGAAGCAUUAACAAACAUGAAAACUGAAUUCAUGGCUUUAUGGGAUGGUUUUACCACAGAUCAGAAUGCACGAGUGAUGGUUCUUGCUGCAACUAAUCGUCCAUCUGAGCUUGAUGAAGCAAUUCUUCGACGUCUUCCUCAGGCCUUUGAGAUUGGGUUCCCUGACUGCAAAGAGAGAGCAGAGAUUCUGAAGGUGAUCCUGAGGGGAGAGAGGGUGGAAGAUAACAUCGACUAUGACCGCAUUGCUAGUUUAUGCGAUGGAUACACUGGUUCAGAUCUUUUUGAGCUCUGUAAAAAAGCUGCCUACUUUCCUAUCCGUGACCUUCUUAAUGACGAGAAAAGUGGAAAGCCUUCCACGCAGGAGCCGAGGCCAUUAUCAGUAUUAGAUUUGGAGAAAGUUAUAGCUACGUCAAAAAAGACACAGGUUGCUGCAAAUGAAUACAACUCCUUACGUUCACAAUUUGUCGGAUUGUCAAGGCAAACAGAGACAGAUGAUUAUCCAGUCCAAGCUGCAAUCAACGAGCUCUCUAAGCUUGUGGUUUCACAAAUUUUAAAUCUCCAGGCAGAGAACCUGGAUUCUUAACUGCCACUAGCAAUUGCCAUACAGUAAUUAUGGACUGUAAGAUUUUAAUCAUAUCUUGGUUAUGCCGGGUGCUACUAUACUUUCUUUUCAAGCACCGUGUGCUGUUAAUCCACCUUGUUAAAUUUAUAACAGUAGUAGUCAUUUUAUCAUUGUUUGAUGUACACUGCAGAGGGUGAACUGUUAUAUGCUCAUGUAAUGUCUAACGAAUAACCAAGCUAUACAUAGGUGUGGUUAGUCUUAUUUUUCACUUCA